This is a messenger RNA of Pungitius pungitius (ninespine stickleback), 2005 nucleotides long. It is a transcript of the gene sac3d1, whose product is annotated as SAC3 domain containing 1. The record is from RefSeq and is a predicted model, not a curated record. Gene Ontology annotation, cellular component: centrosome; spindle; nucleus. Lineage: Eukaryota; Metazoa; Chordata; Actinopteri; Perciformes; Gasterosteidae. Bases 315 to 1514 code for a protein of 399 amino acids. Gene Ontology annotation, biological process: centrosome duplication; spindle assembly. The transcript is spliced from 4 exons.
AUGUUUAGGAGGUUUUAAAAUAUCAAGCUUUUCACGACAAAUUACACGAACAGAGAACUGCCUUAGCUAGCUCCCUAGCUAGCUUUAGAAAUGAGCUUUGUAGUACAAUCCCCCGUAGCGUAUUACAGCUACUAGCUAGUAGCUUUAGCAGCUAAGUUACUACCAGGCGAGGAAGAUAAACACUGAUCUCAGUGAAGUCUACUAGUAUAGCAGCAAAUCUAUUUCAGAUAGUUAUCUUACUUCAAGAUUGGCAGAGAAAGAGGAACACUUAAACCCCAACUGUGAAGAUUGGUGGGUUGUGCUACAGGCAUAAAAUGAGCUCCCUCUCUCAGAGGAGGGAUGCACCACCACCUUCACCAGCAGGAGGAGGAGGAGAAUGGAGACCUAGAACUGAAGAGCAGUGGCGAGGCCCAGCCAAAUCACCGGUCAUAGAGGGGGACGCCGAUGAGAGACGCGAGCGGCGUGGGAAGGAAGCCGUCCCCAGGGGGACCUGUCAGACCAUGUGCCCGGCCCGCGAGCUGCGGGAGCGCCAGCUGCAGAGCCGCCUCCACCGCUUCGAGGUGCUGGCGGGCUCGGAGGGAGACCGGCGGCCCAAGGCGGACCCCCUGCGCGUCGUCAAGGAGUAUUCCAGACCCGCCGCUGGGAAAGACUUGACGCACCCCGCGGAUCUCCGUCCCGCCGCCGUGUUGCUGAAAACCGUGUGUUACCUUGUUGACGACAUCGUCGCCUCCCCUCACCUGCGUCCUUGGACCGAGGCCUACAGCUUCGCCUUCGACCGCCUGCGUGGCGUGAAACAGGACAUGAUCAUCCAGAGGGUGUCCGGUUUGAGCUGCGUGGCCAUUCUGGAGCGGACGGUGCGCUUCCUCAUCUACGCCUCGUAUCGCCUCUGCGGUGAGCCCGUGCGGCUGUACGACCCGCGCAUCAACGACACACACCUGCAGGAGAACCUCAGCUGGCUGUUGGAUUGCUACGCGACCGGAGCAGGGCCGCACGCCAACCAGGACGAGAUGCAAGCUCUCGGUCUGCUGUACAACUUGGGUUCAGCUCGUGCCACGCAGCACAUCAUGGAGCUCCCCGACCGGCUCCGCAGCUCUCCCGCCAUCACCCUCGCUCUUUCCAUCAACCGGGCUUUCCUGGAGCGGAACCCCGUGCGGUUGCUGCGGCUGGCCCGGCGGUUGAACUUCCUGCAGAGUUGCGCCGUGCACCGCCACCUGGUGACGUGCGGCCGGGAUCUGCUGCUGAUAUACAGCCACGGGUUCAGCAGCCGAAACUGCCGCUUCCCCCUCGGCGGCGUGGCUCGGCUCCUGUCGCUGGACGGCGCCGCCGCGGCCCGACUCUGCGCGGCGUACGGAGUGGCGCUAAACCGGGACGACCAGCUGGUGUUCUCGAAGGCCGCGUUCACUGAGCCCGAACAGGGGAAGCUGCACUGCAAACUGUAUCACGCCAUAGUGGCAGAGAAACAAAGGGAACUCGGCGUUGGGGACCUCAUUCACGGAUUUGCUGGAGACAAAUAAAGAGAGUAAAGGGAUGCUUGAUUGUUAUGUAUAGGAAAUUGUCUCCUUGGCAGCUGUCCCGCGAUCAGCGGUUUUAAAGCGUUGUGUGGACACUACAGCAGUGUUUUCAUCGUUCUACUCUUGUUUGAUUUGAGCCGUGCAGCUGCUUUCUAAGACACGCGUUCAACAUUAGGUUCAGGGCUUUUGUUGAUCAUCUGAGAAAAGCUGAACUCUGGGGGAAAAAAAAAAAAAAAAAAAAGCUCCCUCUUGGUGCUGGCGGUUUUUCCAUCUUGAUCACACGCUUGGUGGCCUGACUUCCUUAAAAAUGUGAAAUACUUUUAUCAUGUUACUCUAUAUUGUUUCUGUUCAGUGUUAUGUUAAUGCCAUAUUGUUUUUGUUAAGUAUUUCAGAAAACCUGUAAAAACAGCCGUGCAACAUUGUUCAUUCGUUCUCAAAGAAGUACCUCAGAAGCACUUAAAUAAAUGAUUGUUACCUAAAGGAAAAACAAUGCU